AUGAAACCGAACGACGAAAAGGACGCGCGCGACGACGACGCGGGCGCAGACGACGACGCGGGGAUUCAAAAUCAAAAUCUGGCUGUUGACGACGCGUCGAAGGAUGACGACGCGACGACGAUGAUCGACGCGAAGCGCGCGCGAGAAGAAACCGAGGAAGAGGCGAAAGACGCGCGGGGAAAGGCGAAAUCGCGACACGGGAAGGAACGCGCGGCGAGAGAGAUGGAUUUGCAGACGCUGCCAGAGGCGUUGGGAGAGUGGAAGACGAACGCGGAGCUCGAGUUGGGGAAUUUGUGGACGAGACAGCGCUUGCGAUUGUUGGAUUGGUUCGAGACGAAGUCGGCGAUUAAUAAGUGCAUCGUGUCGUGUCCGGCGUCGGCGUUGAGAGAGAAGAUGCGGGCGUUGAGAGACGACGGGGUGUACGGGAGUUCGAUGAUUCCGUAUUUGCAACUGUUGCGAGACGUCUUCGACGAGACGGAUCAGUACAAGGAUGAUUUGGAUGAGGAAUUGGAUUUUAAUGAUUUUUUCGACGACGACGACGACGAGUCUGAAGAUGACGAAUCUGAAGAUGACGAUUCCGAAGACGACGAAUCUGAAGACUCAGCUGAGGAGAUUCCGGUCGUCUCUCGCGCGCCUCGCGCCGAAGCCGCCGCCGAGCCUCCUCAACGCGCGGGCGCCUCUCGAUCAGCGCCGAGCACUGAAGAGAUGGACGAAAUCAAGAUCAAGUUUAGUAAAUUCACCCAAUUCCUCGGUCAAUACUUCUCCGAGAAGCGUCUCGAGGUGGAGAACGUCGUCGAAAUAGUCGAUCACGCGGCCCGAGCCGGCUUCGACGACCCCCAAGAAGUGAACAAGUUUUUAGAAGUCAUGCAAAAGCAGAACAAGAUCAUGUACGACCAGUCCGAGUCUCAGUGGACGGUGUACAUCUUGUAG
Messenger RNA from Ostreococcus lucimarinus CCE9901, 930 nucleotides. RefSeq lists its product with no specific name. The transcript has a single exon. Lineage: Eukaryota; Viridiplantae; Chlorophyta; Mamiellophyceae; Mamiellales; Bathycoccaceae. The coding region runs from base 1 to 930 and encodes 309 amino acids. The record is from RefSeq and is a predicted model, not a curated record.